This is a messenger RNA of Rhinichthys klamathensis goyatoka, 3215 nucleotides long. RefSeq names its product chromatin assembly factor 1, subunit A (p150) (gene chaf1a). The record is from RefSeq and is a predicted model, not a curated record. Gene Ontology annotation, biological process: nucleosome assembly. The transcript has 16 exons. Gene Ontology annotation, cellular component: CAF-1 complex; nucleus. The coding region runs from base 280 to 2862 and encodes 860 amino acids. Lineage: Eukaryota; Metazoa; Chordata; Actinopteri; Cypriniformes; Leuciscidae.
CCGCCAAUUCUGAGCGAGGAGCGCGAGGGAGUCUAGCCGGGGAUGAUACGGGAGCGACGGGACUAGGAUUACACACGAAAAAACAGAAUCUACAACUCUAAAAGUUACAGAAACUCAUCAAAUUUGCAGUUGACACGUUAAUGCUACAACUGGGAAAGACGUGGAGUCGAUGACUAGCCUUAAGAGGUUGUGCACGGAGUCGAAAAAAGCGCUCCCCGUUUCCGUUUAACGUUUCCAGUAAGACGACUGCGCGAGCGCACGGAGCUGAAAGGCGCGCGGAUGGUGGUCGUGAUGCUCGCGGCUGAAGAGCCUUUGGCCUCCACUCCACGCAGAGGCAUGGAUUGUGUGGGCAAAGCUAAUACCAGCAAGAAGCUUAUUCAAGCACGUCUACCUUUUAAAAGGCUCAACCCAGAACCCAAGGAAUGCAGUGAACCCAAAAGAACCAAAGGUCCGGUUGCUCCAAAGUGUUCUGAGCCAAGCGCAUCUGAUGGAGAAAAUGAGAUCGACAGCUCCUCCUCCCCGAUGCACCGUGGCCCGGCUCUGGUAAACGGCCGCGGUCCACUUGAUUGCUUCAUGAGCCGACGGAAGCGUUCCCCGGCCCGCUCUGUCCCUGAAGCCACCAUCGACCUCACCGAAGACUCAAAUGAGGCCGUCAAAAACCAGCCUGCACCUCCGGUUGCUGCCACCUGCCCCCUUAGUGAAAAACCGACAAAAACUGCAGAAGAUACCACAAAAUCUACAGAACCAACCACGCCACUGACAGAUAAAGAGACUGAAAAGGAUGAGGAAGAGGAUGAAGACACCCUCCCACUGCUGGACAUAACUCAGGAGUCUGAGACGGAUGAAGAGGAGCAGCAGGAGACUGAAGUCAGUCCCGGGAAUGAGUCUGUGUUGUCGACUGGAUCUACCAGCUCCCUCUCAGUGAUAGAGAGCUCACCAGAGCCUAGCAAGAGUGCUCCUACCACCCCUGUCUCCACAUCACAAAUAAAUGCUGCCAGUACAACGAAGCGACGUUCCCUUAAGAGUAUCCAAGAGCAGGAGGAGAAGCAGCGACAGAGGGAUGAGAAAGAACGCCAGAAACAGGAGGCCAAAGCUGCCAAGGAAAGGAAGAAAGAGGAGGCUCGCAAGCUGAAGGAAGAGAAGGAGAGAGAGAAGAAAGAGAAGAAGGAAAAAGAUGAAAAGGAGCGGCGGGAGAAAAAGGAGAGGGAGGAAAAAGAAAAGGCAGAGAAACUAAAAGCUAAAGAAGAGCAGCGGCAAAUGAAAAUUGAGGCCAGACUGGAAGAGAAAAGAAAGAAAGAGGAGGAAAAACGGUUGAAGGAAGAGAAAGAACGAAUCAAAGCUGGGAAGGCUGAGAUUACAAGGUUUCUACAGAAGUCCAAGACCCAGUUGGCACCAAAGACUCUGGCAUCUGCCUGUGGGAAGUUUGCUCCUUUUGAGAUUAAAGCGCACAUGUCUCUGGCACCACUGACCCGAGUACAAUGUGAAGACGCAGUCCUAGAGGAGCUGGACCAUUAUCUUGGCCAACCUGACUGCACUCUAGAUGGACUAAAGGACUGGACAAGUCACAAACCUCGCAGAUCAGGUCCAACCAGGCCCAGUCACAGUGCAGUAAGAGAUUGUGUGGUCAUAACUGAAAGCCAAAAGGCAGAUGGCGUCCCUGACCGCCACCGUUACGGCCGCAUGAAACUCUUGCACUUCCAUGAUAACUAUCGUCCAGCUUACUGGGGGACCUGGUGCAAAAAAAGCACUCACAUCUCGCCACGCUGCCCACUGAGACUGGACAAGGAGCUGCUGGAUUAUGAGGUGGACAGUGAUGAAGAGUGGGAGGAGGAGGAGCCGGGAGAGUCUCUAUCACACAGUGAGGGGGAUGACGACGAUGAAGGAGGAGAUGAUGACGAUGAUGAUGAUGGGUUCUUUGUGCCCCACGGUUAUCUGUCAGAUGGGGAAGGAGCACUUGAAGACGAGGAGGGUAGAGAUCCGGAGAAGCAGAAGGUGCGUCAGAGGAUGAAGGCUCGUGAAUGGGAGACUGAGCUGAUGUCUAAAGGGAGGGUGAAGGUGUUGGAGGCGGUGGUGCGUGGCUGCCUAUGGGAGGGGGAACAGCCUUCGCUGGACCUCCUGAAGCCGUACGCUGUCUGUAUGCUGAAGCCUUUACCUAAAGACGAGCCCUGCACCCCUGAACAGGACAUCUCACGCCAACAGAGGAACGAGAAACUGCUGUCACGGCUACUGCCUUUGCUUCAUGGUAAUGUGAACAGCAGUAAGGUCAUAAUCAACGAGUUCCUAGAGAUCUGUCGCCAGCAAACAUCCUCACCCACAGAAAGCUCUUCGAAUUGUAUUGACAGCGUCCCACCCAGGAUCCACAUCAGGCGUAUCAUAAAAGAGAACGCCGUGUACGAAAAGCGCUCCACUUACAGACGAUGCUGCUGGUACGUGCAUGCAGAAGUUCUGACCCGUCAUUCUCAGGAGGCCUUGCGCGUUCCCUGCCAGUGGACCUACCUCACCUCCGGGGUUCAUGUCAACCGCGACGAGCCCACCGGCUCACAGGGCAACUCGCCCACCAUGUCCACUUCCACCACACCCUCCAACAAGAGGAAAAGUGCCAGCAGCCACUCCAUCACAAAGUAUAUGAAGAAAUGUGGCGACUCUGAACAGACUGAGGCUAUGGAGACCGAUGGCUUCCAGGCGGACACUGAGGAUGAUGAAGACGAUGAUUGCGUCAUCAUUGGGGAGCAAUCUGGAUCCUCGGAACAGGACGCCAACACAUCCUUACCACAAACAGAGAGAAACACAGAGCCCAUGGACACAAAUGCAUCCGAAACUGCUGCUCUUGCCUUGCCCUGCCUCACACCAGCCACCGCCUGAGAUCUGACUCCUUCCUGUUGGGUUUGCAUGCAUGUGAACCAGGCGCUCUAAAUCUGAUCUACGAUUCGAAGGAUCACACAGUAUUAAAGGUCCCCAGAAUGAAUCAAUUUUUUCCUCUAAGUGGAGGUCUGUUAGAUGGUGUACUGCUCUUCUUCAUAGGUGAAGUCCCACUUUUUGAAAGGCUGAUGCAUUCAUCAGCUCUGACACCAACCAGGAGGUUGAUGCUGUCUGCUGGGCUUAGUGCUCAGCCACAUUGUUUUAAAUUGUUUAUUUUUUCCCUCUCUGAAUACUUGAACUGGUGUAUGUCUUUCAAAAAUAAUGACAAUUGAAAUAUAUUGCACUUUUAUAUUCCA